AUGGAGGGACGCCCUGCCCAGCGCCGCGCGCCCGGACCGCUGCUGCUGCAGCUGCUGCUGCUGCUGCUCUGGGCAGCCCCGGGGCGCGCGCCGCCUUCCAAAGCGGCGCGCGGCGUGGCCGUCCCGUUCGCCUUCGACCCGCGCGCCGCCUGCAGCCCGCCGUGCCAGCACGGGGGCCUGUGCGUCCGGAACGCCACCUGCUUCUGCGCCCGGGGCUACGAGGGCGAGCUCUGCCAGCACGCAACUUGUUAUCCAAAAUGUAAAAAUGGUGGGAAGUGUCUCAGACCUGGAAAAUGCAGGUGUCAACCUGGCUACGGAGGAAGGUACUGUCAUAAAGUAAGCUGUGAAGGAGGAUGUCAGAAUGGUGGGGAGUGCAUCUCUGUCAACGGGAUGGUAAAGUGCAUUUGUGCUUCAGGAUGGACAGGUUCAAGAUGCCAAGAAGCAAUUUGCCCUCAAGGAUGUCGGAAUGAAGGCUCUUGUGUGGCUCCUGGAAUCUGCAGCUGUGCUGCCGGCUGGGUUGGUGGGGCAUGCCAUUUAGCACUGUGUAGACUGCCUUGUCACCAUGGAGGCAAAUGUAUUGCUCCAGAUGUGUGCAGAUGUCGUUCACCAUACUCUGGUCUACAAUGUACCAAGAGAAUAAAGGAGUAAAACUGCCUUCUUGG
Messenger RNA from Euleptes europaea (tarantolino), 662 nucleotides. Its product is annotated as von Willebrand factor D and EGF domain-containing protein-like. NCBI's taxonomy places the organism in Eukaryota, Metazoa, Chordata, Lepidosauria, Squamata, Sphaerodactylidae. The record is from RefSeq and is a predicted model, not a curated record. The coding region runs from base 1 to 648 and encodes 215 amino acids. The transcript has 5 exons.